This is a messenger RNA of Pistacia vera, 2144 nucleotides long. Its product is annotated as receptor-like serine/threonine-protein kinase At4g25390. The record is from RefSeq and is a predicted model, not a curated record. The transcript has a single exon. Gene Ontology annotation, biological process: protein phosphorylation. Lineage: Eukaryota; Viridiplantae; Streptophyta; Magnoliopsida; Sapindales; Anacardiaceae. Gene Ontology annotation, molecular function: ATP binding; protein kinase activity. Bases 81 to 1928 code for a protein of 615 amino acids.
AAACAGAACACACAAACUCUUACAAUGAAACACCAACGCUAUUACUUUUCUUAAUUCUCUCUACCUGCUCCUCACCGACCAUGCCUUCCCGUCCACUCCCUCAAUCUCCGCCUUUCAUCACUCCUUCCUCUGCCCCCCAUCAUCACCACCACUCCAUCGUCUCUCGUCUCCUUCCUCCACUCUGCGCCGCCAUCGCCGGCUUCUCUUUUCUCCUUAUUCUCACCAUCUGCUUCCGCAAUAAACUCACCAAAAAACGCACCGUUCCUUCCGACUCCAAACCUCCCCACCGCUUCUCCUACUCCCUCCUCCGCCGCGCCACCGACUCCUUCUCUCCCUCCAACCGCCUUGGCCAGGGCGGUUUCGGCUCCGUUUUUCAUGGCACCCUCCCGUGCUCCUCCCCCUCCACUCUUCACCAACAUGUCGCCGUUAAAGUCAUGGACUCCGGAUCCUUACAAGGUGAACGAGAGUUUUAUAACGAACUGUUCUUUGCUUCGGCCAUUGAAUCAAACGACCACGUCGUUUCGGUACUCGGGUUUUCAUCGGACCCGAAACGACAUAGAAUGUUAUUGGUUUAUGAACUGAUGAAUAACGGGAAUUUACAAGACGCUUUGUUGCAUAAGAAGUGCCCGGAAUUAAUGGAGUGGAAGAAGCGGUUUUCUGUUGCGGUUGAUAUUGCGAAGGCAAUUGCGUACUUACACAGUUUGAAUCCGCCCGUGAUUCACGGUGACAUAAAGCCGAGUAAUAUAUUAUUGGAUCAGUUUUUUUCUGCGAAGAUUGCGGAUUUUGGACUUGCCAGGUUGAAAUCGGAGAGUGAAAACCAGAAGUUGGAGUUGGAGUGUAACGGUGGGGGCGGUGUAGAGGAUUGUGGAUCGGUUGCAGAGACUGAGAGUGUGAAUACAACAACGACUACAACUGUUUAUGAGGAGUUGAGUAUAGGUUUGGAUCAGUCGCCGGAGAGUUCUCUUAAAUCUACGGCGCCGGUGAUCCAACAAUCGCCAGAGGAUGUGAAAGUGAAGGAUUACGUGAUUGAAUGGAUUGGAACAGAGGUAAAAAAUGAAAGACCGAAGAGUAAUUGGAUUGAAGGAACUUCUUCUUCUCAGAAAAUUGAUAAAAAGAAGAAGAAGCAGAAAAGAUUAGAUUGGUGGGUUUCAUUGGAUGAGGAUAAAGAAGAAAAUGUAAAGAAUUUGAAACGGGAGAAGCGUAGGCCAGCUAGAGAGUGGUGGAAAGAAGAGUAUUGUGAAGAACUAGCGAAGAAGAAGAAGAAGAAGAAGACAAAGAAGAGACCAUUGGGAAUAAAUAGUGAUGAUGAUUGGUGGCCAGCAGAUGAAGAAAUGAAUGUAGAGAGAAAGAAGAAGAGUAGAAGUAGGAAUAGAAGUAAAAGUAGUAAAGGUAGUUUGGAUUGGUGGUUAGAAGGACUUAGUGGUGAUUUCUCAAGAGCAAGUGGAGAGAUUCCUAAGAGUGGUGGAAUAACUAGUACUCCUAGUAUGCGUGGCACUGUUUGUUAUGUUGCCCCUGAAUAUAAUAGUGGUGGAGAUUUAUCUGAGAAAUCUGAUGUUUAUAGUUUUGGAGUCUUACUUUUGGUUUUGAUUGCUGGCCGGCGUCCUCUUCAGGUCACAGGAUCGCCAAUGUCAGAGUUUCAGCGUGCAAAUCUUCUGUCGUGGGCUCGUCAUCUUGCACGAGCAGGGAGAUUGAUUGAAUUGGUUGAUCAGGCUGUUGUAAAGUCUAUGGAUCGAGAACAAGCUUUGCUUUGUAUUACAGUUGCCUUACUUUGUUUGCAGAAGUCACCUGCUCGUCGGCCUUCUAUGGAGGAGGUCGUUGGAAUGCUUACUGGUGUGUCAGAGGCACCCCAAUUACCUGCUGAAUUGUCACCUUCACCGCCCUCACGCUUUCCUUUCAAGUCACGGAAGAAGGGGCCGGUGAGUUUAUAGUGUUUAACUACUGAAUAAUAGCAUUUUGUUUGUAGAUUGCUGUUUGUAGAUCAUUGCCUGAUCAUCUUUGUGGAUGAUUUGUGUAAAAGUUAUGAAAAUAUAGUUUUAUAUUUAAUGGAUUUUAUAUGUAUAUAUCUGUUUACUCCUCUGUUGAUACUGGAAAUGGCCUACCGCCUACAAAUCAAUCCAUCAAUAUUAUCAUUACCUUUGUGCUCA